Molecule: messenger RNA, 701 nt
Organism: Malus domestica (apple)
Lineage: Eukaryota; Viridiplantae; Streptophyta; Magnoliopsida; Rosales; Rosaceae
Product: MYB-like transcription factor TCL1
Biological process (GO): cell differentiation; regulation of DNA-templated transcription
Cellular component (GO): nucleus
Molecular function (GO): transcription cis-regulatory region binding
Source: RefSeq, a predicted model, not a curated record
CUCAUUCCAACUUUCCAAGCGCAAACCCUAUUUAUCUACUACAUUUCUACCCUUCUUCAUUCGUUCAUUCCUUCUCCUCCCAAACAUUUGCUCUCUUGUUUUUGGUGUAAGAAUCAAUGGAGAGCAUGGACCGAUGUCACCAGAAGCGACCCAAAAUCACCAUUACUGAUCAGUCUGAAGAGGUUAUUAGUGAUGAAUGGAAAUUCAUAAACAUGACUGAACAAGAAGAAGAUCUCAUAUAUAGAAUGUAUAGGUUUGUUGGACCCAGAUGGGAUUUAAUAGCUGGGCGGAUUCCAGGUCGAAAAGCAGAAGUACUAGAGAGGUUCUGGAUCAUGAGACAUUGUGAUGCGUUUGCUGAAAAACGAAAUCAACGUAAGAUAGAGGGCUCUAAUAUUGAUCGUCGUCAAAUGUUUAAUGGAUUUAAGUAGUAGUCUCCCUUUUUGAUUGUUUUCUGUGCCUUUCUGUUAUUGUGUAGUAACUCAGUUCUUGCAGUUCUCUCUCUCUAGAUAAACUGUAAUGAGGGAAAAGAAAAGGUAAAUUUCAAGUUGUCGCAGCGAAAGCGAAGCAAAGCGGGGGUGAGAUAAUAACACACAGUUCGUGUAAUACUUAUGCGUAAAUCGGAAUAAUAUAAUCGCACAUUUCAUCCUACAAAAGGGCGAAAAAUAUUACAUUUCAUGUAUACAAAAGGUAAGUUUAUGGAA